Messenger RNA from Porites evermanni, 4883 nucleotides. Lineage: Eukaryota; Metazoa; Cnidaria; Anthozoa; Scleractinia; Poritidae. The record is from the annotation of a GenBank genome assembly.
AUGCCCUUCAUUGUGUCUCCUGAGGGAAUAACCUUGGCACAGUCUGGUACAAUUAUGAAGUACAUCUGCAAAAAAGGAGGUGAUGUAUUGAACGUAAUUUGUUAAUCAGCUUAUCAUUCCUGCCGUAGCCUGCGAGCCGUGAGGAGACCGCGUGAGCGCGUGGCCAACCCCUCGCGCCUGCGUCUCCUUUUGCUUGUUGUUCUCGCGUGACUUUUCGCGACGACCCCAAAAGGAGAGCUGGCUCCCAGGCUACUCCUGCUCAUUAGCCUCCCGAGUAGAUGUUUUUGGAAGCUUCACGCGUUCUUCCCCCAAGGAAAGCAAAGCCCUAAGAAGGUCUGCGUAGGAAAUUACCUGUCGAUAUAGUUUAUACAAGUUUAUUUUCAAGUUUUUUUUUCUCCCCAUUCGAUUCAUUCCUUCCUUCCUUCCUUCCUUCCUUCCUUCCUUCUUUCUUUCCUUCCUUCCUUCCUUCCUUCCUUUCUUCCUUCCUUCCUUCCUUCCUUCUUUCCUUCCUUCCUUCCUUCCUUCCUUCCUUCCUUCCUUCCUUCCUUCCUUCCUUCCUUCCUUCCUUCCUUCCUUCCUUCCUUCCUUCCUUCCUUCCUUCCUUCCUUCCUUCCUUCCUUCCUUCCUUCCUUCCUUCCUUCCUUCCUUCCUUCCUUCCUUCCUUCCUUCCUUCCUUCCUUCCUUCCUUCCUUCCUUCCUUCCUUCCUUCCUUCCUUCCUUCCUUCCUUCCUUCCUUCCUUCCUUCCUUCCUUCCUUCCUUCCUUCCUUCCUUCCUUCCUUCCUUCCUUCCUUCCUUCCUUCCUUCCUUCCUUCCUUCCUUCCUUCCUUCCUUCCUUCCUUCCUUCCUUCCUUCCUUCCUUCCUUCCUUCCUUCCUUCCUUCCUUCCUUCCUUCCUUCCUUCCUUCCUUCCUUCCUUCCUUCCUUCCUUCCUUCCUUCCUUCCUUCCUUCCUUCCUUCCUUCCUUCCUUCCUUCCUUCCUUCCUUCCUUCCUUCCUUCCUUCCUUCCUUCCUUCCUUCCUUCCUUCCUUCCUUCCUUCCUUCCUUCCUUCCUUCCUUCCUUCCUUCCUUCCUUCCUUCCUUCCUUCCUUCCUUCCUUCCUUCCUUCCUUCCUUCCUUCCUUCCUUCCUUCCUUCCUUCCUUCCUUCCUUGUUUCCUUCCUUCCUUCCUUCCUUCCCUCCUCCUUUCCUUCCUUCUUUCCUUCCUUCCUUCCUUCCUUCCUUCCUUCCUUCCUUCCUUCCUUCCUUCAUUCAUUCAUUCCUUCCUUCUUUCCUUCCUUCCUUCCUUCCUUCAUUCAUUCAUUCAUCAACCCAUCCAUCCAUCGAACCAUUCAUCCAGUCCGUCUGUCCUCGUUCGCUCGUUCUUUUAUCAUUCUCCCAUUCUCCAUUUUUUCUUCAUUCUCUCUCUUUUCUUUUCUUUUCUUUUCUUUUCUCUUAUUCCUUGUCUCUGAGUCUUUUUUUCUCCUUUUCAUUCUCUCUUUCUUACCUUCCCUUCUUUUCCUUUCUCUCUUUUUUUUUUCUUCUUGCUUUUUAUUAGUUAAGAAGGCGAAUACUUGAUUAGCUUUCAUUUUUACUUAUGGUGAUUAGGUUUGUGCCCAGCUGACAGCUUUGAUGAAGCGACAGCGGAUAUGAUAAGUGAUGGAGUUACUGAUUUAUUUAGGCCAUUGAGCAACAUAUACCAUGAGAAAGAUGAAACGAAGAAGGUAUUGCAAAAGUUGAUGUCCGUUUCAGUUCCCCACAUAGAAUGUAGUCAUGCUUUACUCCGGACUGCAAUUCAGUCGGUCUUUUUCAUAAAAUCGGCUUUGCAAAGCGCUUCGCACGAUAUUCGGGAGUUUGAGCAAAGACGUUUUUGAGCGACGCCCGUCAACCGGAAGUGAACUUUUUGUAAUGUUGGGUCGUGAUUUUGAACAAAUUUUCUAUCAGAUCGUCUUUAUCAGAAUGAAGACACUGAGCUACCGCUCGCGCGCGCGUUCUUAAUCUAGGAAAAAAUACGGGCUGUUUUGCAGUCUAGAUUUCCCUCAGCGGCAUAAAAUUCUUAAUUUGCUAACAUUGGGAAUUGAACAAGGUCUGGAAGGGUAUUUUCGGGAUCCAGGAUUUGACCAAAAUACGGUGCGCGAUUCGGGAAAACGCAAAAUUUCUUGACGGGAAACAAGAUUUUACAGCUACCCUGGAAGCGGUAUACGCCAAAAUUUAAGCACGGGAUGCGGGAUGUUUUUGCCCGUAUGUUGUGAAUUCGGGAAAUCAUACGUUUGAGCGGCAAACUGCGAAUCAAUCGGGCACAUUUUGAGUGUUGUCUCCUUUCAGACCAAACUUUAAAGUGUGCCUUGUUUGUUUGUUUGUUUUUUGUUUGUAGAAACAAAAGAGCAAUUCGGGAAAGCGAUAUCGAAAAAAAAAAUGCGGGAUGCGGGAUUUUUUACCCCCUUUCAUCCUCUUGCAGACCCUGAUUGAAGUAAAAUACUUGGCUAAAAGAACGUGUUUCACAUAAUCGCAUUCGCGUCGGGCAUGAAAAAGUGUAAAGAAGGCAUAUAAAUUGAAGCCAGGGCAGUAUGGGGUAGUUACUACUUCGUUAGUUGUCUUUGUUCUAAGGAAACGCCUUAAAGUGGUUUUCAAGUAGUCAUUCAGCACAUACAUUAAUAAACGUUUUACCCACAAAAAAUGAUAUAUUUCUAAUAUAACGCUUGAGAAGCAAGAAUGAAACUAGUUUUAGCGGCGGCGGUUUUAGUUUUAGCGGCGGGUAUACAACAUCCAUAGAGGUUAUCGAUCCAAAUUUAUACAAUGAAGUGAAUUUUACGCGCGCUUUCAAUUCAUUGGUCGUUGUUCCGUGUACAAUCCUGUAGGUUUUACUCCAAAUUCUAUUUCCUAAAACUUUGUGUUAAUUAGUGAUCUAUGAUUUGCUUUGCUUUAAAAAUAAAGGAGGAGAUAAAAAAGGAGUUUUAUGGAACGACGCUUCCUGCCCGGCUCGAGAAAUUUGAAGCUCUUCUCAAAAACAGGGAUGAAGGCAAGGGCUUCUUUCUGGGCGAAAAGGUAAGAUUAGAAGAAUGCGCAAAGCGUGCCAAGGGGAUUAGGCCUGUUUAGAACACUAACGAGUAUAGUAAUUAAGUAAUAAAUAAAACGAUGAUAGCCUUAGAAUUCAGCCGUAUCCCCUCGUUCUCGCCACUAGGGACGUCCCAAGCGGCGAUCAGCCAUUGUUUUUGUUUUGAUUUUCAAAGCCGGCGCUUUUCGCUACUAAUAGUGGGCUAUAACAUAUAGCCUAGUAGUAGCUCAACCAGUCAGAACGCAGCAUUGAUAAUAGACCACACUAGCUGGAUUUUAAUAAAACACUAUAGCAGCUCAGAUAGCCACCACGAAAAGAAUCCGGUAUAGUGUAAGCAUACCGUAAAAUUUCGAAAAUAAGCCCCGGGGCUGAUAUUUUUCAAAGGCCCUUUUUGAGGGGAUUAUUUUUGGAGGGGCCUAUAUUCGGAGGGGCUUAUCUACGGAGGGAAAUUUUGCGUUUCAAAAUCGAUUGGGCUAGCUUUAUGGUUGGAAGUAAAUUUACCGUUUUUGCUUUGUUUUACUUUGUAUUUGAGGGCAAUUUUCCAAGUGCAAGCCCCCGGGGGGCUUAUAUUUGGAGGGGCGAUUUAACGGAAGGUUUUCUGCGUUACCGGAUUGGGGGGCUUAGUUUGGAGGGGCUUAUUUUCGGAAUUUUACGGUAGCCUAAUACAUUAUGUGCGGUUACACGGGACACUUUUUAUUUACCAUGGCAAAUGACCCUUUCACCGUGGGAAAUUGCCUCGGUGCGUGUGACCGGACUUUCCCGAGAUACAUUUACCAUGAGAAAUAUCCAUGGUUACGUCAAAAAGAGCAAAGAAACCGCCCAUGACAUUGAACUUGGUAAAAAGCUAGGGUUUUCUAUACCCAAGCAAAACAACCAUCAGGUUUGUUCAAAAUGAAAACGCAAAAAAUUGCUUUUUUAAACUCGUUUCUUUCGCACCUGUUGAGAGAAAGAUCGAUGGUGACAUGGCAGAUUUCAUGGCAAAAUUUUGAACUGGUUUGCUGAAAUAAAUUUAGAAACGAUAUUUCCCAAAAAUAUGUUCUAUUCCUGGUAUCGAACAGUGGGAUGCAGCUGAACUGUAAAAUCGAACUAUGUACCUUCGCUAAAUUAUCAUGAAUAACAUACCAGUUUCAGCUAUAAAAUUAUACGUAAAUUUUCAACAUAACAUAAAAUACUACCAAUGUCGACGGCGAUUAUUACCGUAACUGCGCGAAUGAAGCCAUAACCUGAUAGCAGCUUAAUUACCUUAGGCCCGUUUCAAACGUCGUGUUACCGCCGUGCCGAACUCAAUUCGUAAAUUAUAAAUACAUUAGAAUACAUUUAAAAGUUUGCUAAACCGUUUCUUUGUUUUUGUGUUUUGUUUUUGGGAACCGCCGUUGUUCGACUGAAUAAAUUUCGACGUCUGAAACCAAGUCGUGCUAGUGUCGUGCUGCAGUCGAGCUACAGUCGAGGCAGCUUAGUACGGCAGAAGCACGACGAAUUUGAAACAGGCCUUAAUGGGAACUCUAAACUAAACCCAAGUUAAAUUUACCAGGUCUUCGUUAACGUGGGAAGAGCCUUUUACCAUGGUUUGUGUAACCGCAUCUAUUGCCUGAGGCUUAUCAUACACGCAGAAGAAAGGUUACCCCAAUCCUACGCCCCUGGCGUAACUGCGAUUUCUUUCUGUUUCUUAUCUGCAGCUGAGCUAUGCCGACAUCACUUUCUUUGACUUCUUUAACAACUUCCAUUCGAAGGGUAAAGAGGAUGUUCCUGAGGAACUUGAGAAGUUCCCGCUCUUGGUGGAGCAUUAUAAACGGGUGUUAAACGUGCCCGAAAUAAAUGAGUGGGUAAAGAAACGCCCUGUUAGCGAAUUCUAA